AUGGGUGGAAGACAACUGAGAUCCAAGCCUGAAUGCAUUUAUAAGAACCCUCCGUCAGUUCAAGAUCAAGGAAGACCUCCGGAGUGCCCUGGAUUCGAUAAUUGCCUACUACUGCAGUCAGGAAAAUCACCAAACAGAGCAGCAAGCGCACCCAGCAUUGAUUACCAUUAUCCCUCAAAGUCUCAUCGCAAGAAGCGUAAACGUGCGAAUGAACCCCAAGGUUCGAAAGACAAUUCUACAACAGAUACACAAGAUACGCACAUCGUGAGAGACAUAUUAUCGAAUCCGUCCAACCCAGGACCCGAAAAGCGACGAUGUCCUAAUAAUAUACCAGACAAGCAAGAAAGGCCUCCGAUGCUGGCACCCUUCGGGGACGUACAGAGCAGACAACCAGAAACAUUCUCGAGCGACGAACUUGUCAACUUUCAUACUACAACCCCUGACAGGUAUCUGGACCGGGAUUUAGGCUCCUUCCAACAAGCAAUGACAGAGACUACGACACCGUGCUCAUAUCCCCAGUUUGCUCCACCUUCUCCAGUAGACACCAUUGUGCCAUCUCAUAAUCCACUGUUUGUCCCGCCAACCUCAUUGGACACAACAGUCUUUUCCCUUUACCCUCAAUUUUUCCCUCCCGAUACCGUGAUAUUCUCGGAAAAUCGACAAUUUAUCCCACCGGACUCUACGGUUGAGCUUAUCUCCUCUUCUUUCAAUGUAUGA
Molecule: messenger RNA, 717 nt
Organism: Aspergillus tanneri
Lineage: Eukaryota; Fungi; Ascomycota; Eurotiomycetes; Eurotiales; Aspergillaceae
Exons: 1
Coding region: 1-717 (238 amino acids)
Source: RefSeq, a predicted model, not a curated record